AUGUAAAAUGCCCUUCCUGGAAUAAGCAUAACCUAACAUGUUUAAUUAAAAUACGUAUUUGGCAUGAACCCAAACAUAAAAAACUCUCUACUAUUCCAUGACGAAGAGCGAAUAAUUUACCCAGCCGGAUAUAACAUAGUAUUAUACGACCUAUAAGAUAAAUCAUAACAUUAUUAUUAAGGCACAAAUGAAUAUAGGGGAAUAUCAUGCGUAUGUUUAAGUCCAUUAAAGCGUUAUUUAGCCUUAGGUGUAAAAGGUUAAGGUAAUGAAAAACCUGGAAUAAUUUUAUUUGAUACCUUUACACAAAAAAGGCGUAAAAAUUUAGGAUUCGGAUAAAGUCCUUAAUUGGAAUAUUAUAAUAUAAAGUAAUGGAUAAGUGUUGCUUUUCCAAAUUAAAAUCAAGAAACUAGAUACAUAUAUUCAUUAAGUGGAGGAGGAGGAGAUCAUAUAUUAUGCUGGUGGUGGCAUGAAAAAGGGAGGUGUAUAGGAUAUUACGAUUUAGGUAUUUAGAAUGAUAUUUUUGAUUUAUAAAUAGGUUCAAUUGGGAAUUUAGAUACGAAUUUAAUAACUAUUAGUGGAAAUAAAUUUUUCAAGUGUUAUGUGAAAAGCGAGGAAUAGUUGAAGGACGAAAAAAACACGAAUUAAAUUUAAGAAUUGUAAAUGUAAAAAAAUAUACUUAAUUAAGUACCAGAACAGUAUAAAAAUAGAUAAUUUAUUUAGCAUUUAUGGCUUAGUUGUGAUAAUUUGGUACUUUUAGUAAGUUUAACAGGAGAACUACUUAUUUUUGAUUCUAUAUUAAAUUUUAUUUAAGUUGUUGAUAAUUCAACUGAAAAUUUAAAUGUAGUUACUGCUUGUAUAUUUUCAAAAGGCUUCUUUGUAGCCUUUGAGGCAGGAAUAGUGCUUUAAUAUAAUAUAAUGUAAGGCGAGUAAGAGAUAUUUAAUUGUGUAUUACAAUAUAAUGUGAAAAAAAUUCUAGAUUUGAAAGAAAAAACUGAAAUUAAAUGCAUGUGUAUAAAUAAAGGGGAAGAUAAACUAAUUUUUAGUUUAAGUAAUUGUCAAAUUCAUGAAUUAAAACUUAAAUAAAAUAUAGAAUACGUAAAAUAAAUUCAUUUAGUAGAAGAUAUUGAUAAUAAUAUGAUUACAUUGCCUUUUCAUACUGGACCAAUUAUUUCAAUGGAUAUUUGUAAAAGAAAACCAAUAAUUGCUACUUUAAGUACAGAUAGAUAUAUUAAAAUUUGGGAUUAUGAAAAAAAAACUAUUGACAUAUAAUGGAGUUUUAAUUAAGAAGUAUCAUGUUUGUCUUUGCAUCCAUAAGGAUUCGGAAUUGUUGUGGCUUUUGCUGAUAAAUUAAAAUUAAUGAAUUUGUGUAUACAUAAUUCAACAAAUAAUUAAAAAAAUAAAGCUUAUAAAGAAAUAUCUCCUUUUAAGGGUUGUAAAGAAAUUAAAUUUUCAAAUGGAGGUUAAUAUUUUGCUGCUGUAAAUUCAUCAUCUUCUAAUUAAAUAAUUUAAGUUUUUUAAUUUUUUACUGGUGAAAAUCCUUAACAUCAUAUAUUCAAAGGACAUACAGGAAGAGUAAAAUGCAUUGCAUGGUCAACAGAUGAUUCAAUGUUAGUUUCUUGUGGAAUGGAUGGUAUGAUUUUAGCAUGGAAAGUAGAUUAAGAUUUUUAAGCUUAAUAGCCUACAGUACCUAGAAUAGUUGAUAUUCACUGUAAAGGAGUUAAUUUUUAUGGAAUUACUCUUAGUGAAGAUAAUAAAACUAUUAUAGCAGCCGGAAGUGAUAAAAAUAUUCAUUUAGUAAAUAUUGGAGAUUAUCCUCAUGCAGACAAAACAGAGAAAAAAAUGCUUGAUGUAAAUUUAUCGUGUUUAGGUUUUCCUAGUUCUAAUAAAUUACUUUUUGCUGGAAUUUAGGAUGAUACACGUUUAUGUGGGGCUUUAAGAUGUUUUAUUUAUCCUAUUAGUCAUGGCAAGUUUACUGAUUAUUAAGCACAUGAUGAACGAGGAGUAGAAAAAAUUAGAAUUACUAAUGAUGAUAAAUAUAUUAUAACUGUAGGUAGAGAUGGUUGUAUGAUGUUUUUUGAAAUUAAAGAGAAAGAUAUUAGGUAGGCAAGAAUGAAAGACGGAUAUGCAAAAUUUUCUGAAGAAGUUCUUGUUUCAAGAGCUGAUUUAGAUGAUUUAAAAAAUAUAAAAGAUAAUUUAUAAUUAUAAAUUACUGAGUUUUCGAAUUAAAAUGCAAUGCUGGUUAUUACUUCGAGAUAGGAAGAUAUUUAUAUGUUAGAUGAAUAAAUUAAAUUAAAUUAAAUAAAAAGAUAAAAUUAAAUAGAAAGUUUAAAAAAAUAAAAAAAUUAAGAAGAAGCUAAAUUAAUAAAUGAAUUAAAUGAACUUUAAGAAUUAGCAGAAUUGGAAAUAUAAACAAUGGAUACUAAAUAUUAAAAAGAAGUAAUGUCUCUAGUUGAACAAUAUGAAAACUUUAAAAGGUUACACGAAAUCGAAAACAAUAAAAAUAAUAAAAAAAAAUCUAAACUCGAAUAAGAAAAUAAUUAAAAACUAAUAGCUUUAGAUAACGAAUUUCAAAAAUAAUUAGAAGAAUAGCGUACUUAAAAAAAACGAGUAGAAAAAUAAAUAUAAGAACGCCAAAAGUAAUAUGCUGAAGCCUAAGAUUUAGAGAAAUUCAAAUUUGUACUUGAUCAUAAAAUAAAAGAGUUGAAAAGAGAUAUAGGUCCUAGGGAAGAGGAAAUAGCCAAAAUGAAAGAAUAAACAAAUAUAAUGGAUGCAAAAUUAAAAGAAUUAAAUACUUAUAAUAAUUUCCUUGGAACUGUUGUGGAUGAACUAUAUACAGCAUAAGAAACAAUGAAAGAAGAAAUAAAAAUUCAAAGAUAGGUUAUGUUUGAAUAAUAAAUUAAAAUUUCAAGAUUUAAGGAUGAUAUUUAUGCAUUGGCUUAAUAUAUUUUGGACUUUAAUAGGCUAAAAAAAUCAGAUUACCAAAAUAAACCUGAUGUUUAUUAAUAUGACGAAGUUUUUAAUAUUUAAAUGAAUCAAAGCCUUAUUUUUCAUUAAUAUUUUUCAAAUUCAAUAAAUUAACUUAUUAAUGGAUAAAAUACAGCUUUUUUAAUACAUGGUCCAUCAAAUUGCGGAAAGAGUUAUAUAUUUAGUGGUGAAUAAGAACGUGAUGAUAAAGGAAUUAUUUACUAAGGUUGUCAAAAAAUACUAUAAGAAAUACCUGAAUAAGAAAUUCUACUUUAAAUAUGUUCAAUUUAUCAAAAUUAGAUAUUCGAUUUACUAUCAACUCAUAAACCAGCUACUAAUUUUUAACAAUUUAUUAAUAUGAUAAAGAAAUGA
Molecule: messenger RNA, 3336 nt
Organism: Ichthyophthirius multifiliis
Lineage: Eukaryota; Ciliophora; Oligohymenophorea; Hymenostomatida
Product: WD repeat protein
Exons: 12
Biological process (GO): microtubule-based movement
Molecular function (GO): microtubule motor activity; microtubule binding; ATP binding
Source: RefSeq, a predicted model, not a curated record